Messenger RNA from Acanthisitta chloris (rifleman), 290 nucleotides. RefSeq names its product brain protein I3 (gene BRI3). The annotation marks the transcript as partial. The transcript has 2 exons. NCBI's taxonomy places the organism in Eukaryota, Metazoa, Chordata, Aves, Passeriformes, Acanthisittidae. The record is from RefSeq and is a predicted model, not a curated record.
GAUAUGCUGUUCCUCCACCGACACCACAGCCAAACUAUUCGAGCACGUACACCAUUAUUCAGCAGCCUGCUACCACCACUUCUGUUGUAGUAGUUGGUGGCUGUCCUGCCUGCAGUUGGUGGGUGUCCUUGACUGAGUCUGUUUUCCCUUUUUGCAGGGUUGGCGUGUUGGAGGACACCUUCACCUGUCUUGGUGUUUUGUGUGCCAUUGUAUUCUUUCCAAUUGGGAUUCUGUUCUGCCUUGCACUGAGGCAGAGAAGAUGCCCUAAUUGUGGGGCAGCUUUUGGCUGA